Trifolium pratense (red clover) is the source of this 1548-nucleotide messenger RNA. Its product is annotated as cytochrome P450 89A2-like. Gene Ontology annotation, cellular component: membrane. The coding region runs from base 1 to 1548 and encodes 515 amino acids. The record is from RefSeq and is a predicted model, not a curated record. Gene Ontology annotation, molecular function: heme binding; iron ion binding; oxidoreductase activity, acting on paired donors, with incorporation or reduction of molecular oxygen, NAD(P)H as one donor, and incorporation of one atom of oxygen. The transcript has a single exon. Lineage: Eukaryota; Viridiplantae; Streptophyta; Magnoliopsida; Fabales; Fabaceae.
AUGGAAACAUGGUUAAUGAUAACAUUUUUGUGCUUAAUUUUUUCACUAAUUCUCAAAUCUAUAAGAAACCUCUUUCUUCAAUCUCCCCUGCCUCCAGGACCACCAAAAGUACCUAUCAUAGGCACCUUCACAUUGCUACAACAAUAUUUUAAAGAUCCUAAAACCCUUCUUCAAAAUCUUCAUGCCAAAUAUGGUCCAAUCUUCACUCUUCAAAUGGGUUCUCAAACCGACAUUUUCAUCGCCAAUAGGUUUCUUGCACAUCAAGCUUUAAUCCAAAAUAGUACCAUUUUCGCUGAUCGCCCUAAGGCUCUUCCAACAAAGAAGGUAAUUAGCAGCGACCAACAUGACAUCCUUUUUAGCUUCUACGGUCCCAUUUGGCGCCUUUUAAGACGCAAUCUCACUUCAAGAAUCCUUCACCCUUCGCAGGUUAAGUCAUAUGCUCAAGCACGCAAAUGGGUGUUAGACAUUCUUCUACAACGUCUCAAAUAUGAUAUAGAUGAAAGAAACUCCAAGGGGGUUUUCGCCAUUGAUCAUUUUCGAUAUGGUAUGUUUUCCUUGUUGGCUCUCAUGUGUUUUGGUGACAAACUAGAUGAGAAUCAAAUAAGAGAAAUUGAGGAAAGUCAACGCAUUAUGCUUCUUAACUUUUCUAGAUACAAUGUCUUGAAUUUUUGGCCAACAAUUACAAAGAUAUUGUUUAGGAAUCGAUGGAAGGAGUUUUUGAAUCUAAGACGUGAUCAAGAAGCCGUGUUGAUUCCUUAUAUAAACGCUCGAAGAAAAAUAAAAGAAGAGAGAUUAAGAAAAGGUGGAGAGAAUGUCAAUGACUCAAAUGAUGAAUUUGUUUUGUCAUAUGUUGAUACUUUAUUGGAGUUGGAGUUUUUGGAGGAAGAGAAAAAUACCAAACUUGAUGAUGGUAAAAUUUGCACAUUAUGUUCGGAGUUUCUAAAUGCGGGAACAGAUACUACUUCAACUGCAUUGGAAUGGAUCAUGGCGAAUUUGGUGAAGUACCAAGACAUACAAGAAAAGCUUGUAGAAGAGAUUAAAGGGGUGAUUGGUGAUAAUAAAGAAGAGAAGGAAAUUGUAGAAGAAGAUUUGAAAAAAAUGCCAUAUCUUAAAGCUGUAAUUUUGGAAGGGUUAAGGCGUCAUCCACCGCUACACUACGUUGCUCCUCAUAAAGUAACAGAGGAAGUUGUUUUAAAUGGUUAUUCGAUACCUAGUUUUGCGUCUAUAAAUUUUUUGGUGGCUGAGAUAGGGAGAGAUUCUUCGGCUUGGGAUGAUCCUAUGGCAUUUAAGCCGGAGAGGUUUAUGGAUAAUAGUACUUUUGAUAUAAUGGGGAGUAAAGAAAUAAAGAUGAUGCCGUUUGGUGCCGGGAGGAGAAUGUGUCCUGGCUAUGGUUUAGCAUUGUUGCACUUGGAAUAUUUUGUAGCCAAUUUUGUUUGGAAUUUUGAAUGGAAAGCUGUAGAGGAAAAUGAGGUUGAUUUGUCGGAGAAGCUGCAAUUUACAGUAGUCAUGAAGAACCCUUUGAAGGUUAAUCUAAUACCUAGGUUUUAG